This is a messenger RNA of Thyridium curvatum, 1947 nucleotides long. RefSeq lists its product as uncharacterized. The transcript has a single exon. The coding region runs from base 1 to 1947 and encodes 648 amino acids. The record is from RefSeq and is a predicted model, not a curated record. NCBI's taxonomy places the organism in Eukaryota, Fungi, Ascomycota, Sordariomycetes, Thyridiales, Thyridiaceae.
AUGUCAGCCUACGAGUACAAGCCCUUACGUGAGGGCGAAAUCCGCAUUCUGCUGCUGCUGCCCGGCGACGAAGGCUCACGUCUCGACAUCGGUCUAGAACAUGCUAAGUUAUUGGCGGAUGCGCCCGAUCAAGGCCAUGACGCUCAAUACGAAGCCGUCUCCUACGUGUGGGGCCCGAAGGAGAACAUGCGCGAGGUCUUCAUCGACGGCGCGCCGCUGGAGAUAACGCCGAGCCUCAAUUCGCUGCUGAGGCGACUGCGCAGCACGACGCAGGCCCGAAGGCUCUGGGCCGAUGCGAUUUGCAUCAACCAGCUCGACCUGAUCGAGCAGGCCGCGCAGGUCACCAUGAUGGGGGACAUCUACAAGACGGCCGAGCGUGUCCUCGUCGACCUCGGCGAGGAGACCCAGAACACGGCUGCGGGGCUGGAGCUGAUCAACGCGUUCUGGCGCAAGCACAUCCACCGGGGCAUUCCGACUCCCACCGGCGACCUCUCCGGCGAGACCUUUGCAUACUACCUAGGUGUCACGAUGCCAACCAGAGAGGAGGCGGGAAAGUUCAGGAAUGCCGAGCUGCCGCCUGAUCGCAGCCCAGGUUGGGACCCCGCAGUCGAGAUCUUUGAACGAGAGUGGUUUAGGCGAGUAUGGAUCAUCCAAGAGUUCGUCCUGGCCAGGGAUGUCGUCAUGUUCAUCGGGAAACGACCAGUCGAGUGGACGCAUCUCCUCGCAGCGUCGUUCACCUUCAACGACGGCGUCGGCACGAUGCCGGUCCAGCAAUCAAAGAUACAGUCCUUGAUGUACAUGAUGGUCUGGUCUUGCAUCGGAGUCCUGCGCAGGAUCCGACUGAUGAGCAGUUCCGAGGAGGGCAGACGCUUUCUCGAUUCCGUGACACCACAGUCGCACAUCUGGAAGAAGUUUCAGAAGUGUCGGCUUGUCGACCUUCUGCACUACUUCCAAAUGUGUGAUGCGACGAAGCCAAGAGACAGAUACUUCUCGACCUUUGGGAUGGCUGAUGACGUACGCACCAACGAAAAGGCGCUUGAAGUUGACUACAUCUGCCCCAUCGAGACUAUCAUCACUCGUGUUGCCCGAUUCCUGGUCACCAGGGAGUAUGGCGAGGAGAUGUUCAUGAGGGCGGGACUGCACCGUAUGCCUCGCGAGGGCAUACCGUCGUGGGCUGAGGACGUGACAGUAUCAAAAGGCGCAAUGGCCAUGGUUGAUAGGAGCUUGGAAGACACAUGUGACAAUGCGGCGGGUGGGACAACCUUCGUCGUCGGGCUAUCCCCAAGCCCAGACAAUGUGCUAAAGGUUCUUGCAUUCAAAUUCGAGAGAGUCGGGCGCAAACCCAUCAGGACGCUCGGAGAGUGGAACAUGGCGAGCGGCCCUGAAUCGGUUCUAUAUAUGAGAGAUUGGUUCGGUAAGGCCUUUCGGCUCCUGCUUGAGGAUACACACCCUGGUCAGCUGUAUCCAACUGGAGAGACGGUGUACGACGCAGCCCGCAAAGCCCUCAUAUGUGACCAGGGAGAGUACAAGGAGACGCCACGACAGCUGGAGAUUGGCUUCACAAUGUGGACUUGGGGGGCUGUUUCGCGAAACAGAGAUCUCCCGAGUGCGAUCCAAUGGGCGCUCAUGAGGGCCCAUAAGCUCUUUGGAAUCACCUUUGAGGAGGCCAACUUCUGCUUCACCAAAUAUCUGGAACAUCUGGCAGAGGUCAUCUUUAAAAAGCUGCUGCCAGCAGUGACGAGCCGCGGUUAUUUUGCUCAACUACCGAGCGGUUCGCAGCCUGAAGAUGAGAUAUGGAUUGUCAGAGGCUGUCGACAGCCAAUUAUCCUCUGUCGAAGUCGGGAGAGGAGUGGGAUGUAUCAGCUUGUCGGGAGUUGCUAUGUCCACGGAAUUAUGCAAGGGGAGGCGUUGGAUGGUCGCGAAUUUGAAGAGAUAUUGAUACAUUGA